This is a messenger RNA of Spizellomyces punctatus DAOM BR117, 1393 nucleotides long. RefSeq lists its product as uncharacterized. The record is from RefSeq and is a predicted model, not a curated record. Gene Ontology annotation, cellular component: membrane. The transcript is spliced from 6 exons. The coding region runs from base 65 to 1231 and encodes 388 amino acids. NCBI's taxonomy places the organism in Eukaryota, Fungi, Chytridiomycota, Chytridiomycetes, Spizellomycetales, Spizellomycetaceae. Gene Ontology annotation, molecular function: palmitoyl-(protein) hydrolase activity.
CUUGAGCAUCAACUCCAUCUAAUUUUCGUUGCUUAUACGGCCAUAGUUGGAACUCUAUACAUCUAUGGGGCUUUUAGACUUGGUACAGUGGGUGGUGCAGGGUACUGUGUACGUUGGCCUCACGGCAGUUACUGGAGGACUGUUCCUGCUUUACUUUUACCAAAACAACCUCAUAUACCCAGCGCAUUUCCCACCGGGCUCACGCCAGAGCGUCUCCAAACCCGACGAAUUUAACUUGAAUGACUACGAGGAUGUCACCAUCACAACCCCUGACAAUGUCAAAAUUAAAGCUUUUCUCAUUCGCCGACCGAAAGGUACAACUGAACAGGAGAACGAAACAGUGGACUUUGCGACCGCCUUAAGAGAUGGAGUGCGUAAACGAGGGCCCGAGAAGCAAGACGCCGAGGAGUUGGCGGAGUAUACAUUAAUUUAUUGUCACGCUAAUGCCGGCAAUAUGGGCCAUCGUCUUCCCAUUGCCAAGGUCUUCCAUUCGCGAUGCAACGCAAAUGUUGUCAUGUUUUCUUAUAGAGGAUAUGGACAAAGUGAAGGUUCGCCGUCUGAAGCGGGGCUUAAGAUUGACGCACAGGCUACUUUAGACUGGGUGCUUGCUCACCCGCAAUUAAGAAAUACAAAGAUCGUUGUAUAUGGACAGUCUCUUGGUGGUGCAGUUGCAAUCCACCUGGCCUCCACGAACGAGGACAAGAUUGCCGGUUUGAUCGUUGAGAAUACCUUUUUGAGCCUGCCCAAAGUUGUUCCCCACAUUCUGCCGUAUCUUAAAUACUUGACCUUCCUAUGCACCCAGGUGUGGGAUUCUGAGACUACCAUCCAGCGCAUCCCCCGUCUCCCGAUUCUUCUUCUCAGCGGUGGCAAGGACGAGCUCAUUCCGCCCAGUCAAAUGGCUGGUUUGUGUUACGCUGCACGAUCCGCACGCGGCAAAACAAAAGCUCCCAGUACCAGUACAGUCAAGCGCGACGAACACGGCAUUCGAUUCAUCGUUUUCCCCAACGGAACACAUAACGAGACCUGCGUUCAACGUGGAUACUUUGAUGAAGUGCUGGCUUUCUGGAGGGAGUGUAUUGUUGGGGAUGGCAGUCAAUCGAAGAGUGGUGAAACGCUGGUUCCGAAGGAUGUAUCCAAUGUUGAUGGAGUUCUCGAGGCAUACAAGACUAUAGAGAAGGGCGGGGAGGGAUCGAGGCUGGUGACGGGUGGGCUGGGUGUCCCCCGAAUGUGACAGGGAUCAGCGAGCGACUGCGGCAAUAUAUUUUUUGUCAUGAUCAUAGAUUACAUGAUACAUUUCUGGCUGGCCAUUACUACACGCGUAUAUCAAUUUUCACAAAUGUAUUGACCACGAUAAACCACCGCAGUAAUAUAAUACUGAUAUCUGACCAGCCUA